AUGUCCGCCAAUGGUGAAACCAAGGCAGGUUCCCUAGGAUCAACAUGCCUUUGGCGAGAUUUACUACACCCAUCCUUGGAAGAGGGAAAGAAAAAACAUAACAAGAAACGGCUAGUUCAAAGUCCAAAUUCUUCUUUUAUGGAUGUAAAAUGUGCAGGUUGCUACAAGAUCACCACGGUGUUCAGCCACGCUCCGACGGCGGUUCUGUGCGUAGGCUGCUCAACAGUGUUGUGCCCGCCGACGGGAGGAAAGGCUAGGCUCACGGAAGGGUGUUCAUUUAGAAGAAAGCAGCACUAA
Messenger RNA from Myotis myotis, 297 nucleotides. RefSeq names its product 40S ribosomal protein S27-like. The transcript is spliced from 2 exons. The record is from RefSeq and is a predicted model, not a curated record. Gene Ontology annotation, cellular component: ribosome; cytosolic small ribosomal subunit. The coding region runs from base 1 to 297 and encodes 98 amino acids. Lineage: Eukaryota; Metazoa; Chordata; Mammalia; Chiroptera; Vespertilionidae. Gene Ontology annotation, biological process: translation; ribosomal small subunit assembly. Gene Ontology annotation, molecular function: RNA binding; structural constituent of ribosome.